AUGGCGCAUUUCAUCCCCACGAAGAAGUCGGCGUCCACUGCGGAUACUAUCGAACUCUUGGCGGAUAGACUGUUUAGAUAUCUCGGUUUCCCGGAUGUCUUGAUCUCUGACCGUGAUCCCCGGUUUCAAUCCCAGUUGUGGCAGCAGCUUUGUCAUCGAUUUCACAUCAAAGACGCAAUGUCUUCUCCCUAUCAUCCGCAAUCCGACGGUCAAACAGAGAGGGUCAGUCGAACUUUGGAGCAAAUGCUCAGUACGUACAUUCAGACGGAUGAACGUGAGUGGGAGCGCCUGCUACCGGCGCUCGAGCUCGCCUAUAACACCACCAGCCAUUCCUCCACAGAACUUAGUCCGUUCGAAGUUAUGAUCGGCCAGAAUCCUGUCACAGCAGCAGAUCUUGAUGUCAUCGGUAAUCUCGCGCCAACCCUGACCCCGCCUAUGACGAAACUAUUCCAACAGCUGUGUGAUCGAGCCCAGAGCCAUAUUCUUAAGGCGAAGCCGCCUAUGACGAAACUAUUCCAACAGCUGUGUGAUCGAGCCCAGAGCCAUAUUCUUAAGGCGAAGUGGCAGCAGAAACGCUAUGCCGACGCUCACCGACGAGAUGCGCAGUACAACCCAGGCAAUCGGGUCUGGAUAAGCAUCCGUAAUCUCCAGGGCCUCAACCAAUGCUCCAAGUUCGAGCCUAGGUUUCGCGGUCCCUCCACGGUCUUGGAACGAACCGGCCAGGUCGCCUACCGUAUCGAGCUUCCGCCGACGUACGCGUGUCAUAAUGUAUUUCACGUCUCUCAGCUCGUCCCCGACCGUCUACGCGACCCUCAGAUGAAGUCCAAAGAAGCAGCUGUUGGGUGGUUACCGGUGACGAGCCAAGACGGAAGUCCCACCGAUAUUUACGAGGUCGACUAUAUCCUCGACCAACGCAGCUCAGGCGAAGAUGUCCAAUACAUUGUCAAAUGGCGUGGUGCUCGCGAGGAUCGCGCGAUUUGGGAGCCUGCUGCCAACCUUACCAACUGCCCCGCCCUUCUUCGUGCUUGGCGAUGUCAUCUCAGGCGUGCAAGGAAUGCUCAGCGGGGACUUCAGGACGCCGCCCUCGGCUCUGCUGAUACCGCCUCAGCAUCGGCCUCAUCGCCGACGUCUCUCUCGCCGGGGGGCGAAGGAGUGGAGCGGCACCCUCCGGCAGCCGCACCACUCAUAGCAGAGGACAGCUUAAAGGAGCCAGCGAGACAUAUAUAUAGCUGA
Molecule: messenger RNA, 1233 nt
Organism: Eimeria mitis
Lineage: Eukaryota; Apicomplexa; Conoidasida; Eucoccidiorida; Eimeriidae
Product: Retrotransposon nucleocapsid protein, related
Biological process (GO): DNA integration
Molecular function (GO): nucleic acid binding
Source: RefSeq, a predicted model, not a curated record